Messenger RNA from Ogataea haglerorum, 1512 nucleotides. RefSeq lists its product as uncharacterized. The transcript is spliced from 2 exons. Gene Ontology annotation, biological process: proton transmembrane transport; proton motive force-driven ATP synthesis. Bases 1 to 1512 code for a protein of 503 amino acids. The record is from RefSeq and is a predicted model, not a curated record. Gene Ontology annotation, molecular function: ADP binding; proton-transporting ATP synthase activity, rotational mechanism; ATP binding. NCBI's taxonomy places the organism in Eukaryota, Fungi, Ascomycota, Pichiomycetes, Pichiales, Pichiaceae.
AUGAGUCUGGUCUUGCCAAUGGCAUGCCAGAUCGCCAGAAUUAAAGGUGUGUUCACUAUUUUCCCGAAAUUGUUUACUAACCAGAUCAGUGACGGUAUUGCCAGAGUUUUCGGUUUGAACAACUGCCAAGCUGAGGAACUGGUCGAGUUCGCCUCCGGUGUCAAGGGUAUGGCUUUGAACUUGGAGCCUGGCCAAGUCGGUAUUGUGUUGUUCGGUUCCGACAGAGAAGUUAAAGAGGGUGAAAUUGUCAAGAGAACUGGUAAGAUUGUCGAUGUUCCUAUCGGACCAGGUAUGUUGGGAAGAGUUGUUGACGCUCUAGGUAACCCAAUUGAUGGUAAAGGACCAAUCGAGGCCACUGGUUACGCUAUCGCUCAAUUGAAGGCCCCAGGUAUCUUGCCAAGAAGAUCCGUGUACGAGCCAAUGCAAACCGGUUUGAAGGCUGUUGAUGCCUUGGUCCCAAUUGGAAGAGGUCAGAGAGAGUUGAUCAUUGGUGACAGACAAACUGGUAAGACUGCUGUUGCCCUUGACACCAUCUUGAACCAAAAGAGAUGGAACGAUGGCAACGACGAGUCCAAGAAACUCUACUGUGUUUACGUUGCCGUUGGUCAAAAGAGAUCCACUGUUGCUCAACUGGUUCAAGCUUUGGAGCAAAACGAUGCUAUGAAGUACUCUAUUGUGGUUGCCGCUACUGCUUCUGAGGCCGCUCCAUUGCAGUACUUGGCUCCUUUCACUGCUUGUGCCAUUGCCGAGUGGUUCAGAGACAACGGAAAGCAUGCUUUGAUUGUCUACGACGACUUGUCCAAACAAGCCGUUGCUUACCGUCAAUUGUCCUUGUUGCUGAGAAGACCUCCUGGAAGAGAGGCCUACCCAGGUGAUGUCUUCUACUUACACUCUAGAUUGUUGGAGAGAGCUGCUAAGAUGUCUGACGCUCACGGAGGUGGAUCCUUGACUGCUUUGCCAGUCAUUGAGACUCAGGGUGGUGAUGUCUCUGCUUACAUUCCUACCAACGUCAUUUCUAUUACCGACGGUCAGAUCUUCUUGGAGGCAGAAUUGUUCUACAAAGGUAUCAGACCAGCUAUUAACGUCGGUUUGUCUGUGUCCAGAGUUGGUUCCGCUGCUCAAGUUAAGGCCAUGAAGCAAGUUGCUGGUUCUUUGAAGUUGUUCUUGGCUCAAUACAGAGAAGUUGCUGCCUUUUCUCAAUUCGGUUCCGAUCUUGAUGCUUCGACCAAGCAAACCUUGUCUAGAGGUGAGAGAUUGACUCAAUUGUUGAAGCAAAAGCAAUACUCUCCACUAGCUUCUGAGGAGCAAGUGCCAGUCAUUUACGCUGGUGUCAACGGUUACUUGGAUAACAUUCCAAUCGAGAGAAUCCCAGAAUUCGAGGAGCAAUUCGUUGCUUACUUGAAGGCUAACGAGGGUGACAUCUUGGAGGCUAUCAGAACCAAGGGUGAGCUUUCUUCCGAUCUCUUGGACAAGCUUAAGUCUGCCACCGAGACUUUCGUUGCCACCUUCUAA